GCGCAGGCGGAGUCGGCGCGGAGGCGGGGGUCCGGGCAGGAGCCGUCCUCGGGGCCCCCUCUCCAGACCCGACCGGCCGGGCCGCGGGCUAAGCGCGCCCCUCUCGCUCCCCAGCCCGCGGCGCCCGCCAUGGCUCACGCCGCCCGUCGCAAGCGCUCGAGAAGUCGCAGCCGGUCGCGGGGGCGAGGGUCGGAAAGCAAAAGGAAGGAGAGUGGUUCGGACGCCUCGAGGAGCUGCGCGGCCUCGGGGUCCCGGGGGCCAAAGGCCAGCGCCACCCCCGGGGCGGAGGAGAGAAGCAAGCGCAAGGCCCGGAGGAGACCUCGAGCCAGCUCCUCCUCCUCCUCUUCCAGUUCUUCUAGCUCCUCUUCCUCCUCGUCCUCCUCCUCCUCCUCCUCCAGUGAUGGCCGGAAGAAGCGGGGGAAGCACAAGGAUAAGAAGCGGAAGAAGAAGAGGAAGAGGAAGAGGAAGAAGAAGCUGAAGAAGAAAGACAAAGAGAAGGCGGAGGUGCAGCAGGCCGAGGCUCUGCCCGGGCCCUCGCUGGACCAGUGGCACCGAUCAGCCGGGGAGGAAGAGGAUGGCCCAGUCCUGACUGAUGAGCAGAAGUCCCGCAUCCAGGCCAUGAAGCCCAUGACCAAGGCGGAGUGGGACGCCCGGCAGAGCGUCAUCCGCAAGGUGGUGGACCCGGAGACGGGACGCACCAGGCUUAUCAAGGGUGAUGGAGAGGUCUUAGAGGAAAUCGUAACCAAAGAACGACACAGAGAGAUCAAUAAGCAAGCCACCCGAGGGGAUGGCCUGGCCUUCCAGAUACGAGCCGGGCUGCUUCCCUGAGGGCUCCAGCUGCUCUGGGCCUGUGGACUGCUGAUGGCAGGUUGGACUCAGGCCUCUGGGAGGGGGCGGCUAGCCUGAUGGGCAUACCUGUCUACCUGUGGGGGGCCCAUGCUGGCCCAGUGGCCUCUCAGGAAGGGGUAGAGGACUGGAUCACUAGCCCUAAUGCAUCUGAAGAGUGCUGCAUCCCAAUAUUAAAUGAAUAUUAAAUGUUCCCUGGCCACAGA
Dipodomys spectabilis (banner-tailed kangaroo rat) is the source of this 1052-nucleotide messenger RNA. RefSeq names its product ADP ribosylation factor like GTPase 6 interacting protein 4 (gene Arl6ip4). Bases 130 to 828 code for a protein of 232 amino acids. The transcript is spliced from 5 exons. The record is from RefSeq and is a predicted model, not a curated record. NCBI's taxonomy places the organism in Eukaryota, Metazoa, Chordata, Mammalia, Rodentia, Heteromyidae.